Messenger RNA from Coffea eugenioides, 1701 nucleotides. RefSeq names its product probable serine/threonine-protein kinase PBL3. The record is from RefSeq and is a predicted model, not a curated record. NCBI's taxonomy places the organism in Eukaryota, Viridiplantae, Streptophyta, Magnoliopsida, Gentianales, Rubiaceae. Gene Ontology annotation, biological process: protein phosphorylation. Gene Ontology annotation, molecular function: protein kinase activity; ATP binding. Bases 169 to 1371 code for a protein of 400 amino acids. The transcript has 6 exons.
AAGAGUAAUGAGAGUGCAUCUUCCCAGUUCCAACACAAAUUCAAUGAGUUUAAUAGUCUCUAACUUGCAACAUUUUGUACCUGUUUUUAUUGCUUUCCCUCCAGUCAGUUUCCAACUUCUUAGAGAAUUGAUGCUAUUGGGUGCAAAAGCCAAGAAUUGCCUUUUACUAUGGGAAUUUGCUUAGGAAAGCCUGCAAAGUUAGCUAAUGCUUCUUCUAGCCAGUUUUUAGAGACAAAAACAGAACCUGGAAAUGUGAAACAGGAUUCAACUCCUCCCAACCAGCAAAGUCUUUCAGGCAGUACAAACAGGCCUCUUCAAGUACCGAAACCUGAUCCAUCUAUCUCCAGCAAUCUCAAGUCCUAUAACUUUAAUGAUCUCAAGACUGCCACCAAGAACUUCAGACCGGAUAGUAUUCUCGGUGAGGGAGGGUUUGGAUAUGUCUUUAAGGGAUGGAUUGAUGAGCACACUUUGGCUGCAAGCAGACCAGGAAGUGGGAUGGUAGUAGCUGUUAAAAAGCUUAAGACAGAAAGCUUUCAAGGUCACAGGGAAUGGCUGGCAGAAGUCAACUACUUAGGUCAGCUUCACCAUCAAAACUUAGUGAAGCUUAUAGGGUAUUGCUCAGAAUCAGACAAAAGACUUCUAGUCUACGAGUUCAUGCCUAGGGGAAGUUUGGAAAAUCAUCUGUUUAGAAAAGGAGUUCAACUUAUGGCUUGGGCAACUCGGAUGAAAAUUGCAGUGGAUGUCGCGCGAGGGUUGUCCUACUUGCAUAGUUUAUGCGCCAAUGUCAUCUACCGUGAUAUGAAGGCUUCGAACAUUCUACUUGACUCAGACUUCACUGCAAAACUUUCAGAUUUUGGCCUUGCAAGGGAUGGUCCAAGUGGAGAUAGAACUCAUGUCUCAACUAGAGUAAUGGGAACUCGGGGAUAUGCUGCACCAGAAUACGUAGCAACAGGUCACUUGACACCAAAGAGUGAUGUGUACAGCUUUGGAGUGGUGCUGCUAGAGUUGUUAACAGGAAAAAGAGCGAUGGGAGAUGAAAACAUUGGAGGUAAUGAUGAAACUUUGGUAGAUUGGGCAGUGCCAUUCCUUGGUGAUAGCAGGCGAGUUACACGAAUCAUGGACACAAGGUUAGGUGGUCAAUACAACAAGAAAGCUGCCCAAGCUGCUGCGGGUGUUGCAUUACAGUGUCUCCACAUAGAUCCUAAGCUCAGACCAGCAAUGCCCGAGGUACUAACCAACCUGGAAGUGCUUCUCACAGCCAAGGAUAGUCCUAGGCUUCCACUCCAAUCCAAGCUUGACACCAAUGUGACUUUGGCCGAGAAAUCUACUCAUCCUCAGAAGAAUGCAAGAGCAAGCUCACACCCACGAUAACUUGUGUACAAAUCCUGUAUAAUUUGAGACUCUCUAGCAUAACAGCAAGGCUGCUUGAAAUGAAAAAAGGGUUUGAGAGGAAAAUGCACAAGGGAAAGAAAAAAUGAAAGAGAGCGUAAUUGCCAUUUCUUGUAUAUUAGCAAGUUCUGUUACCUGAUAUUGGUAUUUUCCCAGCUGUUGAGUGUAUAAAUUGUUAGAACAUGUAAAUGAAUGCUGACCGACCUCCGCGGUUUUGCCAUUUUUUGUAGUCUUCGUUUCGUUUGCUGUUGGAUUUGCUCGUUGAAAGCACAUUUGUGUAAAUAUUAUGCCAGACAGAGUAACCAUUUUUCA